Molecule: messenger RNA, 516 nt
Organism: Prorocentrum cordatum
Lineage: Eukaryota; Dinophyceae; Prorocentrales; Prorocentraceae
Source: the annotation of a GenBank genome assembly
AGCAUGGAUUUCACCAGAUGCCCCCUAGCUCGUUGUGGCCAUGGCCAUGUGGGCCAUGGCGGUGUCGCCAGCGCAGCCGCUAAAGCGGCCUGCGCCACUGGGAACCUCUGCCCGCCUGGCCGCCGCGCUGGCGGUCGCGCGCCGGCGGCGGCCGGUUGCCUGGGCGGCCGUGGUGCUGUACCGGGCGCUGGAGCUGUGCGCCAGCGCCGUUCUCCCAGCAGGCGUAUGCUGGAUUAUUGACCCGUGCGCGAUGCUCCCGAUUUUCAUACUGCUGUGGUACCUGCCGGCGGCGGGGCGCGCGGGCUCGGCCACGAAGCCGGUGGCUCUCCCGCUCCUGUGCUUCGCCGUCGGGGACGUCUCGCUGCUCGGGCUUAGGCCGGCUGCCAGGACCGCGCGUGCUAUGUGCACCAUCUGCAUUUUUCGCGUGGCAGUGCUCGUUGCGCUGAUCCCGCUCUGCAGUAGGUGGUCGCCUCUGCCAGAGGACGUCCAGCGUUCGAUCAUCAAUUGGAAGGCGCU